AGAGUGAAAAUGACAAUUUUCAUGACCUCCAAUAUAGCUGAGUCAAUGAGUUCGACAAACAAAUUUGCCAGAGAGCUUCUAGUAAGACGCUUGCUAGAGUUUUUGACAAAGUUGAUGACACAAUGGAGCUACGAAAAUAGGAAACAUGCAACGAAGUCUACAAAGCUUGGCAAAAUGUACAACAAGAAGUUGAAGAAAAAUAUGAUUGCAUCACAGAACAUGACGGCAAUACCUUCUACGGACCAGUUGUACACUGUGGUUGAAGGCAAAAGGAUAAACAUAGUGGAUCUCGGAGAGGAAACAUGCAGUUGUAAGAGAUUUCAAAUGAAUGAAUUGCCAUGCUCGCACGCUUGGGCAGUUAUAAAGCACAAUGGAAUGGACCCAAUCCAAUUCUGCUCUUUCUACUACAAGAAGGAUUAUCCCAUGAAAACAUGGGAAAUUCCUGUGAAUCCUAUUCCAGAUGAGACUACAUGGGUUGUCCCUAGAGAGGUCAUGAAGAAUAUGGUCUUACCACCAGAAGGGAAGAGAAGUGCUGGAAGGCCAAAAAUCAAGAGAUACAAACCGGCUUCGGAGACGGAUAAUAAUAAUAAUAACAAUAAGAAGAGGAGGGCUAAGCUUUCAUGUGGGUGGUGUGGACAAGCUGGUCACAAUAGGAAAACAUGCAAAAAUAUACCAAAGAACUUAGUUUGAAACACUAGACUUUAUGUUUUCGUUUCUUGUCGUUGGAACCAUGUUGAGUACUUAAAAUUCAUAGCAACAGUUGACUCAAAAUUCAUAGCAACAUUUGAGUAGUGCUUUUGAAGCGUGGAUAAGCAUUUCAAGUUAGACUAUGCCACAAUAUUGAAAAUAUAUUCCACUUUAGCUGCUUAUUUUCUUGUUAAUUCCUUGAAUCUUAUUGGUUACAUGUGUUUACUCUAGCUGC
Messenger RNA from Lycium barbarum (goji berry), 922 nucleotides. RefSeq lists its product as uncharacterized. Lineage: Eukaryota; Viridiplantae; Streptophyta; Magnoliopsida; Solanales; Solanaceae. The transcript has 2 exons. Gene Ontology annotation, molecular function: nucleic acid binding; zinc ion binding. The record is from RefSeq and is a predicted model, not a curated record. The coding region runs from base 10 to 690 and encodes 226 amino acids.